Messenger RNA from Conger conger (European conger), 1881 nucleotides. RefSeq names its product NEDD4 family-interacting protein 1-like. The coding region runs from base 185 to 817 and encodes 210 amino acids. Gene Ontology annotation, biological process: ubiquitin-dependent protein catabolic process; metal ion transport; vacuolar transport. The transcript has 8 exons. The record is from RefSeq and is a predicted model, not a curated record. Gene Ontology annotation, cellular component: endoplasmic reticulum; perinuclear region of cytoplasm; Golgi apparatus. NCBI's taxonomy places the organism in Eukaryota, Metazoa, Chordata, Actinopteri, Anguilliformes, Congridae. Gene Ontology annotation, molecular function: WW domain binding.
UCAAUCUUGCUUUGGUUUUACCAUUACACAGAAGGCGAGACCAGGGGAGGGACGGGAGGAAAAUAUCGUCCCGAAGAGUAAAGAUAAGACUGUGUUAGACUUUGGGUACGAAGGGAAAAGCUUGAUUAAUUAUAUUUACGGGUUUUUCGGUCGUGGGUUAAAGGUCUUAGUCGCCCACAUAAUCAUGGCAGAGCAAAGCAGUAGAUACCAGCAGCUGCCCAAUGAGGAGGAGCCUGGAGAGGGUGAGCAGGCAGCGGCCGACGCCCCCCCUCCUUACAGCAGCAUCGCCGCGGACAACGCAGCUUACUUUGACUACAAAGAAGAUGGAGGCUUCCCCAAGCCGCCCUCGUACAACGUGGCCACGUCACUGCCCUCCUACGACGAGGCGGAGAGGUCCAAGGCCGAGGCCACCAUCCCACUGGUGGCUGGAAGAGACGAUGACUUUGUGGCGAGGGAUGACUUUGAAGACGCCGACCAGCUGCGGAUAGGGAACGAUGGCAUCUUCAUGCUGACUUUCUUUAUGGCAUUCCUCUUCAACUGGAUCGGCUUCUUCCUGUCCUUCUGCCUGACCACCUCCGCCGCCGGGCGCUAUGGCGCCAUAUCCGGCUUCGGCCUGUCGCUAAUAAAAUGGAUCCUCAUCGUCCGGUUCUCUACCUAUUUCCCCGGAUACUUCGAUGGCCAGUACUGGCUGUGGUGGGUGUUCCUGGUCUUGGGGUUCCUCCUCUUCCUCAGGGGUUUCAUCAACUACGCCAAGGUUCGCAAAAUGGCCGACUCCUUUUCAACCCUGCCCCGUACCAGAGUCCUCUUCAUCUACUAAAGCUGUUUUCAUUCACUUUUUUAAAUAAAUGAAAACACAAAACUCCUUCCUGUGUUUAGUACCCUGGAUGCAGCGAGAAAACAAGAAGAAAAACAAACCAACCCCACAAUCAGAAUUCUGCUGCACACCUGCAGGAAGUUCCCAAAACGACACUGUAGAACACUACAGGAAAUGUCAAAAAAUCCCGCUUUGAAUUGCACCGUUCUAUUAACGAAUGAGACAUGACUUUCUAUAUGUUUCUAGAUGUACAAUUUUACUAGUGGAUGCUGAAAAAAAAAAAAUCUGUAACCAUUCUAGUGGCUAAUGUCAAGUGCUGUUUGCAAUCAAGUUUGUGAUGUAUGAAUAAUGCCUUAUAUAUUAUCUGUUAAUAGUUGAACAGUAGCAUGCACUUUGCCCCUUUAGCCAGUAGAGGGCAGUCUCGUUUCUCGUUUUCUUUUCAUAAUGCAGUUCUGAUUGGGAAGCAGCCUCUUGCUGGCUUGGAAUCACGAUUCACAUGGGGUGGGGUGGGGGGUAAUGGGGGUUUAAAUUUUAAACGCGGUGUUUUUUCGUUGUACAUGAUGAAGUUUAAAGCUUCUUUAAAGCUGUGGGGAAGGUGUGGUGUUAUCUCGCAGGUGAGGCGUGUGUGCCCUGAGCACUCGUAGGGAACACAGCGGGCUGGUUUGAGAGGUGAGGACGCUGAGGGACGCCGUGCGAUGGUGUGUUUUACAGCCGUGUGGACCGAGGCCCAGGGCAGUACUACAGGCCUGUCCUCCCCUCCCCUCCCCUUACCAAAACCAGAAAACGGUAGGAUUUUUACCCCAGCCACGGGUUUUAACCCAGCGCCUAAAUGAACUGCGUGCGUAAGAGCACAGCGUGCUGGUUUUGAGUGGGCGCACUUGUUUUGCAAGCUUUGGGGCCGGUUUUGAAUGGGCUUCCGCCUCCCGUUGCCCCCGGUCACCCUGUGGUCGCAGAGGUCAGUGAGUUACGAGCGCACCUGUUCACUGCCCCCAAAGCAACCCCCCCCCCCCCCACCCCGAGUUUCCGCCUGCUCCCGCCUCAGACCAGAGCGUGACACAGCCCCCCCC